AUGAAGGUGAGUUCCACCACAGAUACCACAUCACAUCAAUCACAACAAUCACAAAUUGAACUACUUACAACUGCAUUACGUUCAUUAAAUAAUGGUUCAUUUGGUGAUGAAUUAUUACAACAAUUAAACUCCGAAAAGGAUAUUCAAGGUGUAUCUGAUGAAUUCAUAGAUUCUUUAGAUAGAGUCUCUAAAAAACAAUUAAAAUCUGAUCAAACUUGUUCCAUAUGUACAAAUGAUUUUUUGGAUGAUCCUCAUCCUUUAGUUGUUAAAUUACCUUGUCAAGGGAAUCAUAAAUUUGAUUUAGAAUGUAUUUCUCCAUGGUUAAAAGUUCAUUCAACUUGUCCCUUGUGUCGUAAAGACUUAUUACAAAAGAAGAAAUUUGAUGAUUUACCUGAAGAUGAAGAAGAAAUUGAAGAGGAUUGGGAUAUGUAUGGAUAG
This is a messenger RNA of Hansenula ciferrii, 438 nucleotides long. RefSeq lists its product as uncharacterized. Lineage: Eukaryota; Fungi; Ascomycota; Saccharomycetes; Phaffomycetales; Wickerhamomycetaceae. The transcript is spliced from 2 exons. The record is from RefSeq and is a predicted model, not a curated record. Bases 1 to 438 code for a protein of 145 amino acids.